Molecule: messenger RNA, 400 nt
Organism: Drosophila mauritiana
Lineage: Eukaryota; Metazoa; Arthropoda; Insecta; Diptera; Drosophilidae
Product: neuropeptide-like protein 31
Exons: 2
Coding region: 95-337 (80 amino acids)
Source: RefSeq, a predicted model, not a curated record
UAGCUAAAUAUGACUUCAGUUGCAGUUUUAUCCUCAACGACGAUUCAUAUACUCUUACUCCAGUCUCGCUGAGGAAGCUAAAAGUGUUUUCAAAAUGAAAUUCUUGAUUUUCUGUCUGGUUGCUCUGUUUGCCAUAGCCUCGGCGCGUCCCCAGUUCGGAUUCGGUGGAUAUGGAGGCGGCAUUGAGCAGCAACAACAGCAGGCCGGUUUUGGACAAGGAUUCGGUGGUUUCGGUUCCUUUGGACAGCAGCAGCAGCAGGAAAGUUUUGGCGGAAAUGGAAACUUUGGUGGUCAGCAGCAACAAGAAUUUGGGGGUUUCGGCGGUUUUUACGGUUAAACACAAAUGAACUGAUAAUUUGUCUUAUAUGUAAAUUUAUUAAAAAACUAAAUGGAAAACUAA